Molecule: messenger RNA, 2289 nt
Organism: Physeter macrocephalus (sperm whale)
Lineage: Eukaryota; Metazoa; Chordata; Mammalia; Artiodactyla; Physeteridae
Gene: KLC1
Product: kinesin light chain 1
Biological process (GO): microtubule-based movement
Cellular component (GO): kinesin complex; cytoplasm
Molecular function (GO): kinesin binding
Source: RefSeq, a predicted model, not a curated record
UUCUCCUCACUCCUGCCCUCUACAUCAGGACCUUCCCCGUGCCUGGUGCUCCUCAGGGCUUGUGUGGAGAGAUGGGUCUGGCUGGCCGCCCGAGUUUCCCACUGGAUCAGCUCAUAUAUCUCUUGGAAAAGCAUCUCAAAUGUGAUUUUCUGCUACCAGUCUUUGCUAGAAUGUAUGACAACAUGUCCACAAUGGUGUACAUAAAGGAAGACAAGUUGGAGAAGCUUACGCAGGAUGAAAUUAUUUCUAAGACAAAGCAAGUAAUUCAGGGCCUGGAGGCUCUGAAGAAUGAGCACAAUUCCAUUUUACAAAGUUUACUGGAGACACUGAAGUGUUUGAAGAAAGAUGACGAAAGUAAUCUGGUGGAAGAGAAAUCAAACAUGAUCCGGAAGUCACUGGAAAUGUUGGAGCUUGGCCUGAGUGAGGCACAGGUUAUGAUGGCUCUGUCAAAUCACCUGAAUGCCGUCGAGUCGGAGAAGCAGAAGCUGCGUGCACAGGUGCGUCGUCUGUGCCAGGAGAAUCAGUGGCUGCGGGAUGAAUUGGCCAACACGCAGCAGAAAUUGCAGAAGAGUGAGCAGUCUGUGGCUCAACUGGAGGAAGAAAAGAAGCAUCUGGAAUUCAUGAAUCAGCUAAAAAAAUACGAUGAUGACAUUUCUCCAUCAGAGGACAAAGACACUGAUUCCACCAAAGAACCUCUGGAUGACCUCUUCCCAAAUGACGAUGACGACCCCGGUCAAGGAAUGCAGCAGCAGCAGAGCAGCGCAGCGGCGGCCGCCCAGCAGGGUGGCUACGAGAUCCCCGCGCGGCUGCGCACCCUGCACAACCUGGUCAUCCAGUACGCCUCGCAGGGGCGCUACGAGGUCGCCGUGCCCCUCUGCAAGCAGGCCCUGGAGGACCUGGAGAAGACCUCUGGUCAUGACCACCCGGACGUGGCCACCAUGCUGAACAUCCUGGCCUUGGUGUACAGAGACCAGAAUAAAUACAAAGAUGCAGCUAAUCUACUGAAUGACGCCUUGGCCAUCCGUGAAAAAACUUUGGGCAAAGAUCAUCCUGCGGUGGCAGCAACUCUGAAUAACCUCGCAGUGCUUUACGGCAAAAGAGGAAAGUACAAAGAAGCUGAGCCGCUGUGUAAAAGAGCUCUGGAGAUCAGAGAAAAGGUUUUGGGAAAGGAUCACCCCGAUGUUGCCAAGCAGUUAAAUAACUUGGCCUUACUGUGCCAGAACCAGGGCAAGUACGAAGAAGUAGAAUAUUAUUAUCAAAGAGCCCUCGAGAUCUACCAAACAAAACUGGGGCCUGAUGACCCCAAUGUGGCCAAAACGAAAAAUAACCUGGCAUCCUGCUAUCUGAAGCAAGGAAAAUUCAAGCAAGCAGAAACACUGUACAAAGAGAUUCUCACUCGCGCACAUGAAAGGGAGUUUGGUUCUGUAGAUGAUGAAAAUAAACCCAUUUGGAUGCAUGCUGAGGAAAGAGAAGAAUGCAAAGGGAAGCAAAAGGAUGGGACUUCUUUUGGAGAGUACGGUGGCUGGUACAAAGCCUGCAAAGUUGACAGUCCAACUGUUACAACUACUUUAAAAAACCUUGGGGCACUUUACAGACGUCAAGGCAAGUUUGAAGCUGCAGAAACAUUGGAAGAAGCAGCCAUGAGGUCACGUAAACAGGGUCUUGACAAUGCUCACAAACAGAGAGUAGCUGAAGUGCUGAAUGACCCUGAGAACAUGGAGAAGCGGAGGAGCCGCGAGAGCCUCAGCGUGGAUGUGGUCAAGUACGAGAGCGGCCCUGACGGAGGGGAGGAAGUGAGUAUGAGCGUAGAGUGGAACGGGGAUGGCACUGGAUCCUUAAAGCGCAGUGGUUCCUUUAGCAAACUCCGGGCUUCAAUUAGACGCAGCAGUGAGAAGCUGGUUAGGAAGCUGAAGGGAGGAGGCUCACGAGACAGUGAGCCAAAGGACCCUGGCAUGAAGCGUGCCAGUUCUCUGAAUGUCCUUAACGUGGGUGGCGCGGCGGCCGAAGACCACUUCCAAGUAAGGAGCCCUGCCCCGCUGAGCGCCCUUCCGUGUUGGCUGAGCCUUCCCCACCAUUGCUGCCGUUUCAGCAGAGCCCGUGAACAUUGUCGUAUUUCUGGUUCAAGACAAGUAGACCUCAUAAAUGGCACCUUCACAGUCGGCAUGAACUUAACCAUCUGAAUUAUGGGAAUGUUGUGAGCAUUCUCAGUAUACGAAUUAAUGAUCUUUACAGAUACGUUGAUUGACAAUUAAAAGUUAAAUAUUCUGAUAAAGUAAUAUCAAAACUUGA